Messenger RNA from Tachysurus fulvidraco (yellow catfish), 2738 nucleotides. RefSeq lists its product as uncharacterized. The record is from RefSeq and is a predicted model, not a curated record. Gene Ontology annotation, biological process: regulation of apoptotic process. The transcript is spliced from 5 exons. Lineage: Eukaryota; Metazoa; Chordata; Actinopteri; Siluriformes; Bagridae. The coding region runs from base 122 to 2347 and encodes 741 amino acids.
GUGGAUGCUGAUUGGUUCUCGGGAUGUUAAGGCCGUUUCUGUGUCUCAUUGUUCCAGGAAGUCCUUUAUUAAGUCCGUAUAGAGCACACAAUCUGAUACACAGCUGUCUGGAGCAGUCAACAUGGCAGAAGAAAAAAAGAAGUUUCUGAUGGACCACAGAGAUGAAAUUAUACAAAAGAUAAGAAAUCCCAUUCAACUGGCCGAUGUUCUGCUAGCGAAGGGACUUAUUGACAAUGAACUGUUUGGUACUAUCAAAAGCAGUGAAACCAAGCAAGAAAAGACCCGUAAAAUUUUUGACUGUACCAAUAGCACAGUUCACUUUGUCUGCUUCUAUGAUUGGCUGAAGGAGAAGGAAUCAGACAUGUUUGAAGAACUGGAAAACAGGGACCUCGAGGGGCCACAGAAAAAAUGUGCAAGACUCAACAAUGUGGAUGAAAUGGAUAAUAAUAUUACAAAACCUCCUGAUCUCACGAUGAUAUACACCUUCCCCAAACUGGAAGACUGGGUCUCUGUCCCCAACAUCAGCCAAAAUCUGCUGUGUGAUUUAAAGAGAAAGCUUACUGAUAAGAGCAUGGAAGAUUUGAAAAAAGAAUUAACGGACAAAGAACCCAAAAAUUCUUUAUGCUUUAAUGCUGACGAUAUUGAUGAAAUCAGAAAAAAUAAGGAACUUGACACAUUUCUCAGUACAACAAAGGAUGCAAAAUUUCCUAAAAUUCCACUUAAAAUGUUUUUUAAGAAAUGUGGAAAAGCUCAAAGCUCCACUGAUCAUGAAGAGAUCAUGGACACAAGUGACGCAUUAGGAAGCAUUGUAUAUGGAUCUUUAUUAAGCUCAAGUUUAAAUGACGGCAAUUGUCCACUCAAUUUCGAGUGCAGUCCCAAUGGGGACAUGGAUAUGAAGAUUCAUGACAAUAAAGACAAUGAGUUGGAGUCCAAAACCACUGAACAGCAACAUGGGGGAUCAGUCAUCCAAAUGCACCAUGAGGUUAAAGCUGAUGCAACAUCACAGGAGCCUAUGGCCAGUCAGGAUAUUCAUAUUGAUAAGAUGGAUCAGCAGUCUCGAAGAUCAGAUGUGUCAAAGCAUAAAGAUGCAUCUCUACAAGAAAAGGAACAAUUCAGAAAAAAAGAGACUCCAUUAGUAGAUGGACUUGGAGGAACAGACAUGCAGGAUAUAAACAUUAGAGAGAUGGAUGAGGAACCUCAAAGAUCAGGUGGACCAAAUGACUCAAGGUAUGAAAAUGUAUCUCUGCAAGAAAAUGGACGAUUCACAAAAAAUGAAACUCCAUUAAAAGAUGGAUUUGGAGGAACAGACAUGCAGGAUAUAAACAUUAGAGAGACAGAUGAGGAACCUCAAAGAUCAUGUGGAAGAAAUGACUCAAGGUAUGAAGAUGUAUCUCUGCAAGAAAAUGAACGAUUCACCAAAAAAGAGACUCUAUUAGAAAAUGGACUUGGAGGAACAGGCAUGCAGGAUACACACAUUAGGGAGCCAGAUGAGGAGCCUCAAAGAUCAUGUGGACCAAAUGGCUCAAGGUAUGAAGAUGUAUCUAUGCAGCAAAAUGAAAGAUUCACUAAAAAAGAGACUCCAUUAGAAGAUGGAGUUGGAGGAACAGACAUGCAGGAUACAAACAUUAGAGAAACAGAUGAGGAGCCUCAAAGAUCAUGUGGACCAAAUGAUAUAAAGCAUGAAGAUGCAUAUGUGAGGCAAAAUGAGUCAGACAGAUGUAGAAACAUGAAUAUGCAGCAAAAUGUGCAAGAAAAUAUGGAGGUUGACCCUGAGCCUUUUUCUUCAAAGCAGCUGCAGGAGUAUACACAAAUUAGCAGUACAGAGAUCUUAGCAAAAGAUAUAGACACAGCCACACUAACUACAAACAGAAAUGUUAAAGGUAAAGCUACUCAAAGGAGGGAAAAGUCAAAAUCCCUGAGUAAAAAGGAGAAGGAUAAUCUGCUUCAUGACUGGGCAUUGAGACAAUGUGAUGGCUCUAAAGAAGAGUUAAAAAAAAUAUUGGAGCAGAUUUCAAUCAUAAACAUGGUAGAACACAGUGAUAAACCAUGUUUUAUUGCUGAAAAUGUCAUGGUGUAUAAGAAGUCAACUCCUGAGAGCCAAAUUAUCUUUAUUGCCAAUGAUAUUACUUCCAUCAGCACUAAGACCAUGGUCCAUUAUCAAAUGUUUGUGUGUAACAUUAAGAAAGCAACAAUCUUAGGUCCUAAAAAAACUACUGAACAUCAGAUUGAGUAUGAUGAGACCAAAGUGCCUGUAGAUAAGUGUACAAGAUUCGUUUUUGAAGCGUUUGCUCCCAUUCUUGCAAUGUUCAAAAUGAUUCAGAAAGAGAAUUUGUACUCUCUAUUCUGAGUACAGUAAAAAAUUUAAAAACUUGUAAAUGAACACUGUAAAUAUACUGAAUGCCUAAGGAUGCAAAGCCAUUUUGAAGGUGUAAAAAGUUACACGUACGUAUAUAUACAUGUUAUGGACAGCUUGGUCUAUUCCCUGUCUGAAUACUAGGGGGACAUUUUAGCAGGCUUUGUUUGUCUUGUGCCAUGUGCUUUUGUUUUUGUUUUGUGUAUCACACUUGUUUCCCCCACCCUAUCAUUUAUCUGUUCCCGCCUCUACAAAACUGUUCCUUGUGUCUCAGUAACUGCCCUCCCUAUAUAUACCUGUGUUUUUGUGUAUUGUUCCCUGGUUUUUGUUUUAGAUCAUUUGUUUUCCAUGUGUUUUGUUUUCUUAAUAAAUCCCCUUUACUUUA